Molecule: messenger RNA, 558 nt
Organism: Lytechinus pictus (painted urchin)
Lineage: Eukaryota; Metazoa; Echinodermata; Echinoidea; Temnopleuroida; Toxopneustidae
Product: transmembrane protein 79-like
Exons: 1
Coding region: 1-558 (185 amino acids)
Biological process (GO): regulated exocytosis
Cellular component (GO): trans-Golgi network membrane; lysosomal membrane
Source: RefSeq, a predicted model, not a curated record
AUGGUUCAGGGUCAACAAUGGACAGUGGUGAAGUUUGCAUCCACUGGAAUAGCAUUCAUGGCUUUCGUUCUUUACCUUUACCAGGCAGGUUCUCUUCCAUUUAUACCGACCAAAAACGCCCCGAAGUCGGAUGGCGAGCGUCUGACCUAUGCUUUCCGUUGCCUGGCAUUUUCCAUCCUGCCCCUCUUCAUGGGCAUCAGAGCUGUGGGAAACAAACGAUUCAGUAACAUCGACACCCUUGGGGCAGAUCCGACCGCACCGGUCGACCCCGUCAAACAUCGAGACUUCUUGACCCGCCAAAGGAAUCUCCAGAAUACCUUGGAGCAGACAGUCUUACACAUCGGAGCAGUCCUAGCCCUGGCAUCAAGUCUCCCACUUGAUCAACUCUCCGUGAUACCCGUCUUGGUCUUCUUCUUCGUCAUCGGUCGGAUCACCUACUAUAUUGGAUAUCUUUACUUUGAUAACCAACUUUACAGAGGGUUUGGUUUUGGUGUAACGUUCAUGCCAUCUGUAGUUGGCCUUGGUUAUGCCCUCUUUAUCAUAAUUUUUCGAAAUUAG